AUGGUGUACUCUGGUACAUCAAGCUGCAAUAAAACAAAAUCUGCUCAUGGGGUUGCAAUUUAUCUAGACAAACAAGCAUCUAAUGUCUGGAAGGAAUCGGGAUCGGUAUGGGAGGCUGUAAAUGAAAGAAUAAUAAUGAUUCGUUUAAGAUGUAAGCCCAUUCACGUCACAAUAAUUGCAGUAUAUUCUCCAAUAAAUCCAAAUUAUAACAAACAGGCAAUCGAAGAAGUAGAUGCCUUUUAUUUAAAAUUACAACAAACAGUGGACAAAGUGCCUAAAGGUGAUAUGCUUCUGAUAAUGGGCGACUUUAAUGCAAGGGUUGGCAAGCAGCAAAACCAAACAACUAAACAUGUCAUCGGACCUCAUGCUGUGGAUAAAAUAAAUGAAAAUGGACAACAUCUGAUAGAUUUCUGUUCUCAUAAUGAUAUAAUCGUGGCCAACACAUUUUACCAGCAUAAAACAGUACAUCAAAUGACAUGGAAGCAUCCAGGAAACAAAAAAUGGCAUAUGCUGGAUUAUACACUAGUUAACAAGAAAUUUCGUUCAAGUGUAGAGGAUGUCAGAGUGUACAGAAAUGCAGCUGGUGCUAUUGGUACCGAUCAUCAUCUUUGUGUACGUUUGGACAUGAAUAAAAUAAACGAUGAUGAUUUACAGAAGAAAUUUCAAGAACAACUCCUGAACAAAUUGGAAGGUAUUGGUGCACAAAAGAAGACCGUAAAUGAAAAAUAUGAUGAAUUUUCUGAUUACGUGAAGAAUCUAGGUGGUACAAUAUUUAAGCAAGAACAAAAUACACCAAGAAGAGCAAAAGAAUGGUUGACAGAUGAAAUUAUGAAUCUUGUAAACGAAAAAGCAGCUGCCUUUGUCGAAUGGCAAAACCAUCGACAAACAAGGAUGGAACGAAAAUAUCGAAUUAAAUACUGUCUACUAAGAAAAUUAGUAAACAGAAAAAUACAUACUCGAAGACUUGAGUAUUGGGAUGAAGUGAGUGAAGAAAUAGAAAAGGCGAUUAAGCAACAUGAUCCAAGCACAGCAUACAGAGUGAUAAGACAACUGAAAGGUGGACGACUCAAUGUAGACAAUAUGCCAAUACAAAACAAACAAGGUGAUCUGCUUUCAAACUCAAACGAUGUAAUGUUGCGAUGGCGAGAAUACUUUUGUGACUUAUUAAAUGUUCACUCCGUUAUUGAUCCACACAUUUUUCAACAAAUCUCGGUACCUAUUAUUUCAACAACAGAACAAAUGCGACAAGACAAACCACCUUCUCUGUCUGAAGUUCAUGAUGCUAUCAAGCAAAUGAAGAACAGGAAAGCUCCCGGCGUCGACAAUAUAUCAGCAGACCUGCUCAAGGCUGGUGGCAUACCCAUGGCAAAAUGGGUACAUGAAAUAUUAUGUGAUGUUUGGAACGAUGAAGAAGUUGUAGAAGAUUGGACAACCGCCAUUCUAAUUCGGCUGUACAAAAAUAAGGGGGAUCGUACAGUGUGUGGUAACUAUAGAGGUAUAUCUCUUUUGGCAGUAACUGGCAAAAUCUUCUCACGCAUAAUACUAAAUCGGAUACAAAACGUAAUCGACAAACAAUUGCUGGAACAACAAGCUGGUUUUCGUCGCAACAAAUCUACAAUUGAUCCGAUCUUUACACUCAAAUUAAUAAUGGAAAAAUCUCAAGAAUAUAACAAAUCACUGUUCUUGUGUUUCAUUGAUAUACAAAAGGCUUAUGAUUCUGUUGAUAGAAAGUUGUUAUGGAAAAUAUGCAGGUGUUAUAGUAUAUCUGAUAAAGUGAUUCGGCUGCUAAAACUGCUUCACAGUAAAACAAACGCUCGGGUGCGUAUAAAUGGCAAACUAUCAGAAUCUUUCGAAAUGGAAACUGGUGUAUUGCAAGGAGGGAUCAUAUCACCGAUGCUGUUCAACAUAUUUUUCGACUAUGUCAUAAGAAGGGUGAUUGAAGAAGCUGGAGUAAAUGGCGUAAGGUUGGCUUUCGGCAGCAGAGAUUUUUUCCACACAGAUAAAGAUCAAUUUGAAGAUCUGGAUGUUGUGGCUUUAAUGUAUGCCGAUGACCUAGUAGCAAUAAGCGAUAAUGCAAGUGAUAUCGAACGCUUCAUUAGAACGUUUGAGAAAGUCACUCAACAAUGUGGUUUAACAAUGAACGUCAAAAAAACUUGUAUGAUGUCCCUCAAACAAUGUAAAGAAGAUGCUCAAAGAAGAGUCAUCAAAGGGCAGGAAAUUGAUAUACCCAAGUUUGAUAUAACAUUUCGAAAUGAAAACAUUGUAAUGGUUGAGCAUUUUCCAUAUCUGGGAUGCAUAGUCUCGAGAGAUCAGUCAAUAGAAAAAGAAAUCGAAGCAAGGCUGGGAAAGGCAUCUAGUGCUUUCAAUAUGCUUCGUAACACCAUCUGGUAUCGAAAAUCCAUAUCUUUUGAAGCCAAAUUCCGAAUUUUUCGUGCAUGUGUAUUGCCUGUAUUGCUGUAG
Messenger RNA from Rotaria socialis, 2460 nucleotides. The record is from the annotation of a GenBank genome assembly. NCBI's taxonomy places the organism in Eukaryota, Metazoa, Rotifera, Eurotatoria, Philodinida, Philodinidae.